Molecule: messenger RNA, 2281 nt
Organism: Ailuropoda melanoleuca (giant panda)
Lineage: Eukaryota; Metazoa; Chordata; Mammalia; Carnivora; Ursidae
Gene: C10H16orf89
Product: chromosome 10 C16orf89 homolog
Exons: 8
Cellular component (GO): membrane; cytosol
Source: RefSeq, a predicted model, not a curated record
GACAGAGGCCCAGCCAUGUCCAGCCCAGGGCUCCUGCUCCUGCUCUUGCUGCUGGCAACACCACCACCUCUGCAGCCUUCCUCGCUGGCACCACCGGACACCCCAGAGGGCAAGGCCACCAUCAUGGGCCUCAUCCUCUCGGCGCUGGAGAGAGCCACCUCCUUCCUGAAGAAGAGGCUGCCUGAAAUCAACCUGGACGGUGUGGUGGGGUUCCGGGUGCUGGAAGUGCAGCUAAAAGGUGUUCAGGAAAAGUGGGCCCGGGACCCCCAGCUGCAACGGCUGAGCCUGCGCGUGGGGAAGCUGGCAGAAAAGCUGGCACCUCUCCUUCACAGAUCCAUCUUCUAUCUCAGGCUGAGUGACCCCAAGUACUUAAGAGAAUUCCAGCCGACCAUCCAGCCUGGGUUCUGGAAGCUUCCACAUGCCUGGACCAGCACAGAUGCCUCCAUGGUCUACCCCACGUUUGAGCCAUAGGACUCCUUCUCAGAGGAACGCAGUGACUCGUGUCUCGUGCAGCUGCUGGGAACAGGGACAGACAACAGUCAGCCCUGCAGGCUCUCGGACUCCUGCAGGACCCUCAUGACCAAGCCUGGCUGCUCCGGCUACUGCCUGUCCCACCAGCUGCUCUUCUUCCUCUCGGCCAGAAUGAAGGGAUGCACAGGCGGACUGUUCCGCCAGAGCCAACACUACAUGAACCUCUUUUGUGCCAACAUGAUGGACCUGAACCAGAGAGCUGAGGCCAUCGGAUACGCUUACCCCACCCGGGACAUCUUCAUGGAAAACAUUAUGUUUUGUGGAAUCAGUGGCUUCUUGGACUUCUACAAGCUCCAGUGGCUGGAGGCCAUUCUCAACUGGCAGAAGCCACAGGAAGGAUGCUUCGGGAGGCCAGCUGCUGAAGAUGAAGAAUUAUCGAAAGCCAUUCAACGCCAACAGCAUGUUUUGAGAAGAGUGAAGAGGCGAGAAAAACAAUUUACAGACGGCUGUUCCUCCCACAACACAGCCAUGGCUGUGGCAGCCCUCGGGGGCUUCCUCUACGUCUUGGCGGAAUACCCCCCAGCAAAUGGAGAGCUGUGGCCGUCCACACUGACGCCACCCGCAGUUGCUGAGACACAUGUUUCCACACCUGCCACUGGAAGAUGAAACAGAAGCCGGACGCCCUUAGUCAGUCCUUCCUCCCUUAAAUCCUGGGUGCCCGGGCCAUACCGACAAGGAGGCGGCAGAAUAAAGACUAGCAAAGCAACCCAGCUUCAUCCCCUCAGGGAGCAGGGCCAGGGAAGGUGAUGUAGGGGUGGAUCCAGGCGUGGGAUCCAGGCAUGGAAGCAGAUGAAUAAAUUUAGAGUGCAGUUGAGUCGUGUUUCUCAGCCGUGGGGACAACUUCUAGGGCUCUGUUUCAAGUCACGACACAAAUUCCAAGGAGACCCAUAACUUGAGUCUUAAAGGCGGUUUGUUCAGAUGCCCAACUGUUGCGCCCUUCCCGGUGGGAGAAAUAAGGGUCUCUGAAUGUAACAGUUCAAGUCCGAGUUCAAGUUCAAGACCGAACUUGAGACGUGGUCACAAAAGAUCAGCUCAUAAAAUGUUUAUAUCCGUGCGAGGAACUCUACAGUCCCAUGUCGCGUCCUUUCAUGGCCACAUCAUUUUACAGAAAGGCAGUGUGGCAUCAUGGUUAAUGGUGUGGCUCUGUGCCCAGGCUCCCUGAGUCCGAAUCCCAGCUGUCCUGCUAAUUAGCUCUGUGUCCCCGGGCAAGAUCAUUUAGCGUCUCUGCGACUCUGUUUCCUCAUCAGUACGAUUGGGACAAUUACAGCAACUGCCUCAGGAUUACUUGCAGUGCUGUGACCAUCAUCUUUGUGGGGUACUGAGAACCAUUCCUAUAACAUAGUAAGUGCCAGGUGAGUGGCACUUAUCCCCCCACAGGAGGGAUGAUGUCACAUUACCUGGGAGUUUGUCCUGAAGCAGUGGGCAUGGAGAGCUGACUUGUCAACUUUUCUCUUAUGCCCAGCUUGUAACAACUUCCUCCCUCGUGUUCUGCUUCAGUGUGAGUAUAUCUGAACAUGUCAAUGAGAGUUCUUUUUUGUUUUGUUUUGUUUUUAAUUAAUUUAUGGGUCCAGGCACUGUCUGUGGUGCAGAUUUCAGGCUAUGGACAGAUGCAUGUCAAAAGGAGACUGGGGUAGAAAACUCAGCUAAAAACCCAGUCCUUUGGACUGGAAGUUUCUUUAAGUCCAUCAUCUUGCUUUGCUUCGAAGUGAAAAAUAGAUCAUCCUUAGGUGACAAUUGAGUUGUAUUUGAC